This is a messenger RNA of Xiphias gladius (swordfish), 3601 nucleotides long. It is a transcript of the gene tmprss15, whose product is annotated as transmembrane serine protease 15. Gene Ontology annotation, molecular function: serine-type endopeptidase activity; protein binding. The transcript is spliced from 28 exons. Gene Ontology annotation, cellular component: membrane. Lineage: Eukaryota; Metazoa; Chordata; Actinopteri; Istiophoriformes; Xiphiidae. Bases 93 to 3182 code for a protein of 1029 amino acids. Gene Ontology annotation, biological process: proteolysis. The record is from RefSeq and is a predicted model, not a curated record.
UCAGAUUUUAGAUCCGCUGUGAACAAGAAAAACAAACAGAAAACAGCUGAAGAGGAAAACAAACUGAUCUGAGGUCUGCAGCAGCUGUCAGUAUGAAGCAGCAUGUGUCAUCUCUGGAGUUUCUCCUCAGCGUUGUUUCUUCUGUUCUUCUGAUCUGUUGUGUCGGACUGAUUGUAGUUUCAUGGAUCAGCCUGAGGCCUGAAGGUGCCGUUGAGCCUGUGGUGCUGAGUGGUCGCAUGGUGAUCACAGAGGGAGCUGUGUUCUCUGAAGAGCUGAGGAACUCCAGCAGUCUCCGGUUUAAAUCUCUGGCCUUCGACGUCCAACAGCUGGUGUCGGAGGCAUUCAGCCACACUGAGCUUAGAUGGCUCUACAGGUCCUGUCAGGUGUCACACUUCAGUCGGGGCAGCGUGGCCGUGACCUUUGACCUCUGGUUCACUCAGCUGAUCGAUGUGAAGGAGGCACAGCAGCAGCUGUGGGCGGGGCUUCAGGAGGCAGAGGGCAGAGGAUUGGUGAUCAAAAGAAACAGCAUCCAGAUCACAGAGAAAUCAGACGAGACGACAGCCGCACCGACGACCGUAACACCUACAACCGUGACGUGUCCUCCUUAUCAGAAAUUUUGUGCCGAUCAAUCGAUGUGUGUUCUGAUUGAUCGGUUCUGUGACGGAGUCGACGACUGUCCUGACUCCUCUGAUGAAGACACUGCUCUUUGUGCGACAGCUUGUGAUGGGCAGUUCGUGCUGAGAGGACCAAGCGGUUCGUUCAGUUCAUCAGACAUUUCUGAGACGUACAACAGCAGCAGCUUCUGUCGCUGGAUCAUCAGGGUUGAGAGAGGACUUUCAGUUCAGAUCAACUUCCAUCAGUUUGAAACAGAAGAACGUACAGAUACUCUGAAACUUUAUGAAGGAGUCGGACCGCACAAACUGCUCACAGCUGAGCUCUCAGGCACCGCCCCUCCUGGGACCGUGUGGCUGCUGACCGACCAAUCAACCGUGGAGUUUAUCUCUGAUGAUGUCAACAACCUGUCAGGGUUCACCGCCAUCUACAGCACCGCCAACACCUCCGACCUCUCGAAUGAAGAGAAGCUGACCUGUACCUUUGAGCAGGGCAUGUGUUUCUGGAGGCAGCGGCAGGACGACGAUGAUGGAGACUGGAUUCGAAUCAGCGGCUUCACAUUUCCUCCACUGACCGGCCCGGAUGUCGAUCACACACUGGGUAACAGCUCAGGUUUCUACGUCAUCACACCUCUGAGUCCUGGCCCACGGCUGAAGAGCUUCAGGAUCCACAGCCUCCCUCUGAUUCCGCACACAAAGCCCAUGUGUCUGAGCUUCUGGUACCACAUGUUUGGAGAGGACAUCCACCGUCUCAGAGUCCUACUGCUCCAAUCGUCUCAAUCACAGCCGGAACCUGCCGUUACCGUGGUGUUCCAGAGAGAUGGUAACUAUGGCGACAACUGGAACUAUGGCCAGGUGACCUUCAACCUGACAACACAGGCCAGGGUGGUGUUUGAAGCUUUGAAGAAGGGAGGGAUAAGGAACGACAUUGCUCUGGAUGACAUCACACUGACCGCUGAUCCCUGUGGCCCCGCCCCGCCGGAACCAACCAAUGUACUGCCUCCAACGACCACGCCCCUUAUACCAUCUGACUGUGGAGGACCCUUUGACCUCUGGGAGCCAAACUCCACCUUCAGCUCACCAAACUACCCACAAUCCUAUGGGAACGAGGCUCAGUGUCUCUGGACUCUCCACACUGUGAAGGGUCGAAACAUCCAGCUCCACUUCCUGGACUUUGAGGUCGAAGCGACCUUUGAUGUUGUAGAGGUGCGGGACGGGGCGGGGCCUAACUCCACCGUACUGGCUGUCCUCACAGGCAGUGAUGGCCCCGCCCACGACUUGUUCUCAACAACCAAUCAGAUGACAGUAUGGUUCUUUACGGACAGCUCGGGUCACAGCCGCGGAUUCAGAGCCAACUUCACCUCUGGGGUCGACCUGGGGACACCAGCUCCGUGUGCAGCUGGGCAGUUCCAGUGUCAGACAGGAAGUUGUAUCCACGGUAAUGGUCAGUGUGACGCAUUGGUCGACUGCCCCGAUGCCUCUGAUGAAGCCGACUGUGUUGUGUUGCAAGUGAAUGGUUCCAGCCGUCUUCAGUUUCAACUUGUCUCUACUCUGUUCACUGUGUGUGCUGACACCUGGGACUCUCACCUGUCUGACCUCAUCUGUCAGUACCUGGGAUACAGGUCUGGAGAGGCCUCGCUACUGCCAGCUCUGCUGCAAGAUUCGCCAUUUACAACCAUCUCAGUCACCAGUAAUGGAACACUGGAAACCACUGUCAGUGAAACCUGCCUCAGCGAGGAAGUGAUUUCUCUGCACUGCGACAACCAACCUUGUGGAGUUCGUCAAGUCACACGAGAGAAGGACCAAUCAGAGGAGAGGAAACCUGGUCAUGGUGUGACCCGAGUGGUGGGCGGGGCUAAUGCAAUGAUUGGGGCGUGGCCGUGGAUGGUGUCCCUGAAGUGGCGAGGGCGUCAUAUAUGUGGAGCCUCACUGAUUGGCAGUGAUUGGCUGCUGACUGCUGCACACUGUGUCUACGGGAAAAACAUCCACCUCCAGUCCUGGUUGGCUGUUCUUGGUCUUCACUCUCACAGUGACAUGAACUCUUUGGACGUUCAGACCCGACGAAUUGAUCGCAUCGUCAUCAACAGAGAGUACAACAGACGAAGCAAACAGGCUGACAUUGCCAUGAUGCAUCUGCAGCAGCCAGUCAACUUCACCCAGACGAUCCAGCCGGUGUGUUUACCUGCUGAAGGUCAGGACUUCCCAGAAGGAAGAAAAUGUUUCAUCGCUGGUUGGGGACGAGACGCUGAGCAGGGUUCUCUCCCUGAUGUUCUCCAGGAGGCCGAGGUUCCUCUGGUGGUUCAGGAUAAUUGUCAACGUCAGUUACCUGAGUACACCAUCACCUCCAGCAUGCUGUGUGCUGGAUACCCCAAAGGAGGGGUUGACUCCUGUCAGGGCGAUUCUGGAGGUCCACUGAUGUGUCUAGACAAUGGACACUGGACUCAGAUUGGUGUGACCUCGUUUGGGAUUGGCUGUGGGCGUCCUCAGAGACCUGGAGUCUACGCCCGAGUCUCCGCCUUCACCUCCUGGAUUGCCCAGACCAGACGGUCCUCCCCCUCCGCCUCCUUGUGACCUGCUAGCAUGCCCACUAGCAGGCUAAUCCGCUAGCACUUUUACUCCCUGCUAACCACUGUUGGCUGUGUGAGCCAGUUUACUCAGCUCACAAAGCCUGAGUAAAAUCUCUGAUAUCUAGCAGAGCUCACUGACUGUGUCUGACCAUGCUGUUUUAAUGGAACACUGACCACAUUUCAGCAGGAUCUGAUUAUUGAAAACUACUUUUUUUGACUGGCUCAGUUACUGGUGUCACAGCAGCAGGGACAGCAGGGUUAGGGUUAGCUCAUCUGACAUUUCUGAUAGUUCACUUUGAACAGUGAACAACUCUGUAAUAGAACUAAUACAGAAAUUAGAAUGUAUCUUAUUUUGAAGGGAUCCUUAAAAAUGGCUUUCAGAUUCUGAUCUUCAUCUAAUAAGAGUCUUCAGUUUGUUUUUCA